AAGUGUAGCUAACAGAAUUACAUACCAAAUCAAAUGGUAAUCUAUGAAAUUGAUUUAGCUGGCACUUGCAAAUACUAUACUUCAAAUAGUAAAAUAUCCUACACUGUUGUCCCUGUGUAAAACCUCCUAAUCCCACAUGAGUUGUGAACCUUCUUGAGAUGUGUAUAUAUACUUACACAACAGUAGAGAGGAAAAGUAACUAAGAGAAAAAAAAAAAAAACAUAAGGUCUAAAUUAGUUUAAGAGAGAUUAGCUAGGAUCUCUUCCUUUUGGUUCCUAACCAAAAGGCACCACCAACCAUCAUGGGCAGCUACAACCAUGAACUUCUUGCUACCUCAACGACCGUUUCUGAUCGACUCUUCAACCGUUGCCUUGUCCGUGAGAAGACCACAAACGAACGCAUUCAUCUCAAAGCUUCUCAAGUCGAAUCAGAUUCGUGCUCCUUCGUCGUCACUUACCAGCCGCGUCUCCAGGUUCGUAAUGAGAAUCUCGACGGACACGAAAUGAAGUCCGUCAUCAAACGUCGUCGCCAUGAAGAAAUCAAAGUCGAAGACAGCAUCCCAAAACAGUAUCUUGGCUCCCAAGACACAUGCGUUGAGCACGUCAUGGUCAUCUUGUCGGCGAUGCCCCUAUCGCACUCUCUCCAAGAACGUCUUGUCCGUUACAUCUCAGUCGAAUCUGUUAACUUCCACAGAAGCCGCGGCGGAAGAGGAGGUUUGAAGAUAGAAGUUGACGUCAAAGUCAACGAGGAAGAAUGGGUGAAGUGUGAUUGCACUUGUGAAGACAAGGGUAGUACUUGUCGUCAGGUCCCGGAGACGGAUUGUCCGAUAUGCUUAAAUGAGUUAUCUGGUCCGAUGGGUCGCGUAGAGUUGUCAUGCUCCCACCACUUUCAUAGAGACUGUAUUAUGAUGUGGCUGGGAAGCAACGAGUCUUGUCCUAUCUGCCGUAGCAACGCCAUCGGCCAAACCGUUUCUCUCUAUUAAAUUAAAUUCGCAUUGUGGUUUGUAAAACCUUUAAUAUGUGA
Molecule: messenger RNA, 1023 nt
Organism: Camelina sativa (false flax)
Lineage: Eukaryota; Viridiplantae; Streptophyta; Magnoliopsida; Brassicales; Brassicaceae
Source: RefSeq, a predicted model, not a curated record